Messenger RNA from Strongylus vulgaris, 444 nucleotides. The record is from the annotation of a GenBank genome assembly. NCBI's taxonomy places the organism in Eukaryota, Metazoa, Nematoda, Chromadorea, Rhabditida, Strongylidae.
AUGUUGCACGAAGUUGGCCACCAAUACCGACUAUACCGAGAAGAACGUGGUUUACAUUACCUCCUCCACCUUGGCUUCGUCGAAGAACAACAACUACUCGGCUUCGUCGAAGAACAACAACUGCUCCUACUACAACUAAAACUACAACUUCUACGACAACAACGACUACGACGACAACUACAACAACGACAACAACAACCACAACAACAACAACCACAACAACAACAACAACAACGACGACGACGACACCGACGACGACAACCACAACGAGAAGAAAAACAACUACUACACCUAAGACAACCACUACUACUAGACCUAGGACCACUAUUGGUAAAAGAAAAACAACGAGGAUCACAGCUAUGCCGGGAAUCAAACCAACCACGAAGAUUUUAUCAAUUAGAAAUCGUACGGCUGCUAGGAUCUCUACCUCCAGCAAGACUGUGA